AUUGAUUAAUAUGUCAGAGAAGAGAAUAGUGAUAAGCUGCUGAGGGAGUAUUCAUAGUUAAACAAAAUUAUUUAAAUUUCAAUGUAUUUGUGAAAAUAUAGUUAUAGGUAUUAAAACACAGAAGUUAUCAUGUCUGCUGCUGGGACACCCUCCACUGACCCAUGGGUGAUUUUAGCCCGAGAAAGGGCUAGAUAUGAAGAGCAGUUCAAAUCUUUAAAACCCUCCAAUGGAAUUAUUACUGGGGAACAAGCGAAGUCAUUUUUACUUCAGUCACAAUUACCACCUAUUGUUUUGGGGCAGAUCUGGGCACUCGCAGACACCGAUGCAGAUGGGAAAAUGAAUAUCGAUGAAUUUUCCAUAGCCUGUAAGCUUAUUAAUCUAAAAUUAAGAGGAUUUGAGGUCCCUAAGGGCCUCCCUCCUUCGCUUCUUGCUUCUCUUAAAGUUAAUACUCCACCUGCGAUCCCUCCUUUACCAAACACUGCACUUGUUAACCCUCCAUCUAGACCAGAGCCUCCCAAAAUUGCACCAAUGAUGUCAACACAACCUUUAAGUCAACCUUUAACAUCGACACAACCGCCUUUACUGCCUGGAUUAAUUGGACAACCUCCAAGUAAUAUUACACCCAAUACUGUAUCUAUGGGAAUGGUCCAAACUGGGGUAGUUCCACCUACUAAGGGUAAUUUUACAAAUAUACCGAAUGUUCCCAACAUUCCAACAGGAAUUAUUCCACCGAUGCAAUCCACAGUACCUCUUGUUCAGCCUCUCAUAGACGCUGCACCAUCAAUGGCUUCCACUGCCCCAUUAGUUUCUGGAAUCCCGCUCUCUUCUUCCACAAUUCAACCGAUAAUGUCCAGUGCUCCGUUAGUAUCAGGUGUACCUUUAACUGCUUCUUCAAUUGCCCCAACCAUUCCACCUAUUAGCUCGGUACUGCCGCCUAAUCUAUCUAGUGGACCAGGAAUCCCGCCACCCAUACCAAAUAUACCAUCAGUACCUGUAAAUACAGUUGCGCCUUUGCCCGCCCCAGGUAUGUCUCCUAUUACUAGUCAACCUGUUGGAGUUGUGGGCAGACCGGGAGCUACCAGUACGCCUAGAGCUAGUGUCACGAGCUUGGAGAGAACUCAUUCAAUUGAAUCAACUUCAAGUCAACCAGAGUGGUCUGUUCCACAUCAAACCAAGUUGAAAUAUACCCAAAUAUUUAACACAACCGAUAGGACGCGUACAGGAUUUUUGUCAGGAGCACAAGCUAGGAACGUCAUGGUACAAACAAAAUUACCACAAAAUAUUUUGGCCGUAAUUUGGGCCUUAUCGGAUAUGGACGCCGAUGGCCGCUUAGGAUGUGAAGAAUUCGUCUUGGCAAUGCACUUAUGCGAACAGGCAUCGUUAGGACAUGCACCGCCUUCAAGAUUACCACCGGACCUUAUACCUCCUUCCUUUAGAAGAACUAGAACAACAUCAAUUUCUAGUCAAGGAAGUGCUCCACCAGAUCAAGAUCCAGCUUCCACUUUAUUACAAAAUUCAUUUGAAGACAAACGAAAAGAAAACUUUGAAAAGGGACAAGCGGAACUAGAACGUAGAAGAAAAACAUUGUUAGAUCAACAACGACAAGAAAGGGAGGAGCGCGAAAGGAAAGAAAGGGAGGAGCAGGAUAAGAAAGAAAAAGCGAGACAAGAAGCAGAAAGAAAACGACUAGAUGAACUAGAAAAACAAAUGAGAGACCAGCAAGAGAAAGAAAGGUUGAUCGAAGAAGAAAAGAAAAGGCAGGCCGAACAGAGAGAAGCCGCGAGGAAAGAAAUGGAAAGGCAAAGACAAUUAGAAUGGGAAAAGCAGAGAUUGCAGGAGUUGCAGAAUCAACGGCAAAGAGAACAAGAGACUGUUUUAAAACUAAAAGCUAGAAACCAAAGCCUUACCAUUGAACUUACCACCCUUAAUGAUCAGGUGAAAGAAUUAUCCCAAAAAAUAUGUGAUACGCGGAUGGGAGUUUCGAGUGUUAAAACAACAAUCGACGGAAUGCGUUCAACCAGAGAUUCGCAGAUGCAGGAAAUGUCGCAAUUGAAAAAUAAGUUGAAAGAACAGAAUGCUAAGCUAUUGGCCUUAUCGCAGGAGAAGAUUAAACUUGAUGCCAAGAACAAAGCCAACACUCAGGAUACAGAACAAGCAAGGUUGGCAUUUGAAAAUAAAGAAGUUACUAUUAAGAAUCUCAAAACCAAGGUAGACGAUAUGCAAGUAGAAAUAGAUAGCAAAAUGGCGGACAUCGAAAAUAACAAUACUCAAUUAAAAGACCUUCAAACCGAACUUAAAAAUCUAGUAAAUGAAUGCGAACAGCUCUAUUCUGUAUACGAAGUGAAACGAAAUACCAUUUUGGAUAUGAAAAGUUCUAGUAAAACUAAUGAAAUGAACGCGUGGCAAACUACAGAUGCUUGGGGAUCAAAUGACAAUGAAACCACCUCUGACUGGCCUGUUGAUAAUUGGGCUGCCUCUACGGAUGUGUCGACUUUGCCUGGUCUCGUCAAAUACAGAGCAUUGUACGAAUUUGUUGCAAGAAAUAAUGAUGAAAUAUCCUUCCAACCCGGUGAUAUAAUAAAUGUACCCAAAGAACAAACUGGAGAACCUGGAUGGCUUGCGGGCGAAAUACGAGGUCAUACUGGUUGGUUUCCCGAAGCGUAUGUGGAACCUGUUGAUGGCAUAGGUGUAAGAGAUGAUUCUGCAUUUAGUCAAACAACUAGUAGCAUUGAAGAGACUGAAGCAACACGAUUAGAAGGUAUUGCAGAAGUUCCCGAAGGAUCCGACACGACAAAUUCAUUUGAACCGACCCCUGUACACGUACCACCUGAAGUCGAACCAGUAGCUCCAGUUGAACCUGAAGUAGAACCAGAAUAUUAUAUAGCUAAUUAUCCAUAUCAAUCUGUGGAACCUGGUGACUUGACGUUUAAUGCUGGAGAAGUCAUAGGAGUUAUCAAGAAGGAGGGUGACUGGUGGACAGGAAAAUUAGGAAGUUUAGUCGGAAUUUUCCCAAGUAAUUAUGUACAAAAAGUUGAUGUGAACUCUUCCGCUAACACCAUUAACGCCGCUCCUGUAGCACCACCUGAACCUACUCAGGAACCAGCUCUCCCACCACCAAUGGAACUGUCAACAGGUGUGUCAGCAGAAGCUGUAGAGUCUGCUCUGGCCAACGUUUCUGCACAGUCACAAGCCGAUAAUGAGGUGUCCCAGAUAACAUUAAAUAAAGCUAAAGAAGAAGCUUAUGCGCAAGCUGGCCAGUUUCAUUCUUUUGUUAACAUUGAAUAUCAUUUAUAUCCACAGGUCGUGAAGACGAAAAAACCUGAAAUAGCGUCCGUAAUAGCACCGUAUCAGUCAACAAGUCCAGAACAAUUAUCCUUAGCUAGAGGACAACUAAUAAUGAUUCGUAAGAAAACAGAUUCCGGCUGGUGGGAAGGUGAAUUACAAGCGAAAGGUAGAAAACGACAAGUAGGAUGGUUCCCGGCAAGUUACGUUAAAGUUUUAAACAGUUCAGGUAGAAUUAGUGGUAGAACCACUCCUGUAUCUACUAGUCGAAUGCAACAAGAAGUUAUUAUUGAUAAGGUGAUAGCACUGUAUCCAUAUUCAGCAGGAAAUCCGGACGAAUUAACAUUUGCAAAAGAUGAUAUCAUUAGUGUAACUGCUAGAGAAGAAGAAGCGUGGUGGAGGGGUGAAUUAAACGGAGUAUCAGGACUUUUCCCCAGUAACUAUGUCACACCGUUGCAGCAAUGAACAUUGCACCCAUCCUACCAUUCGAAGCUGAAUAGUUUAACAAAUAGAAUCAUUAGGAUUUUUAGCAUAAUAUCCGUUGUUAAUAUUAUUAUUCAGAAUUUACCCGAAAUGAAAGCUUACGUUACAUUCUGUGGCAAACAACUAGACAGCGCUGCUCUCUUACAAAAAUUAACGGAAAAUUCUACUGCCUUUAGAGAUUUAGUGAAAAAAUGUCAAAAUAAUGUCGCCACGAAAGGAAUGCCUUUAUCGUCGUUUUUAAUUAAACCUAUGCAGCGAAUUACUAGAUAUCCGUUGUUGAUUAAUAAAAUUCUAGAAAAUACGCCUGAUGAUCAUCCCGAUUACAAGAAUCUCCAGGAGGCAUUAACUCUAGCCGAAAGCUUUCUAAAUUCUAUCAACGAAAACGUUAGACUGAAAGAAAACCAAGAUCGAUUAAAUUGGUUACAACAAUGUGUUCAAAAUGAUCUAAAUAUUGUGUUCAAUAGCGAAACAAAUAAAUUGGGUCCACGUCAAUUAUUGCAUUACGGCAUUUUUAAUAAAUUAAAAAGCAAUAAAGAACUGUUAGGAUUCCUAUUUAACGAUUUCUUUAUGUUUGUUCAAGCUACAAAAAGCAUAGGAGUGCAGUUUACAUUUCAGAUUAAUGAAAACGUAUCGUAUAAACUAUAUAAACAGCCUAUUUUAAUUCAAAACUUGAUGGUGAGUAGAGACAGUUCGGACAAUAUAGAAAGUGGAACGGAUUCCAAUAGAGUUCUCAAUAUUCAGGACGACAAGAAUACAUACAAAAUAGCUCUCUUAGUUCACACUGUCAGCGAGUGUGGCUUGUGGAUGAAAAGAAUAGAAAGUGCAAAAGAAAUGUGUUCGAAAAUGUAUACUUUAAACUUACAGAAUAAAAGAAAAACUCAUGCUGAUGCGUGCAGUUCCAGUUCCAUGUCCUGUACAACCAGUGCAUUGACACAAGUACAAGUUAUCCCCUGUUCAAGCCAAGAGGAAGUUGAUGAGGAACUAGUUUCGGGACAUGUUCCAAAAACUUUUGAACAAUCAAUAUGGCUUCCAGAUUUUUUUGAUAUAGUAUUGCUUCCAAAACAGCCGUACGUGUAUCCUUCAAGUGAAGGCAAAAAGCAAAAAAGGAAAUUCCAAGAAAACUGGGUGACAGACCCAACUUUAGGAUUUGCUUUUUUAGGAUAUUCGAAAAAAGAAGAUGCAGUUUAUUGCAAACCGUGCUUUUUAUUCUUUAAUACGGGCGUGGGCAAAGGAGGUCAUGAGGCUCCUGGAAAAUUGGUCAGUAGUGGAUUUAGAGAUUGGAAAAAAGCUAAGGAAACCUUCAUGAAACAUUCCAUGACAGAUUAUCAUAAGGCGUGUGUAGUAUCUGCAGAACAAUUCAUGAUGGUCAUGUCAGGAAAACAAAAGGAUGUACAUUCACAGCUACACACUCAACACGCGAGAGAAAGAGAGGAGAAUAGGUCGGCACUAAGGCCUAUAAUUGAAACAAUACUUUUUUGUGCCGAGCAAGAGCUGCCGUUAAGAGGAGAUGAAGACAGUGGGCCACUCACGUUAGAAAAACCAGAUAAAAAAGAUGGUAAAUUUCGUGCUUUACUUCGGUUUAGAGCAUGUGCUGGAGACGAAAAUUUAAAGAGGCAUAUUAUUAACUGUGGUAAGAACGCUACAUAUGUAAGUCCUGAGAUUCAGAACGAGAUUAUUCAAACCUGCUCAAAUUUAGUGACACAAGAGAUUGUUUCUAGAAUCCAAAAAUCAGAUUGCUUCGCUAUCCUGGCCGAUGAAACAAUGGAUAUCUCAGCAACUGAACAACUCUCAAUAUGUAUCCGUUACGUAGAUUAUAAGAAUGAAACACCCGUAAUACGAGAAGAUUUUGUUGGAUUUGUACCAAUAUACAGUCAAAGUGCAGAGCAUAUUACGAAAGUAAUUUUGGAAAAAUGUAACAAUUUGAAUUUAAAUUUGAACAAGUGUGUAGGACAAGGGUAUGAUGGAGUUGCCACCAUGUCUGGCCAUCUUACUGGAGUUCAAACCAGGAUCAGAGAGAAAUACCCAAAAGCAAGGUACUUCCAUUGUGCCAGCCAUAGAUUAAACCUUGUAUUGGGUGAUACAUUUUCAAAUUCUUGUGUUAGAAACUGCUUAGGAGCAAUAAAAGAGAUUACAAAUUUCUUCAGAAACAGUACACACGCUAACAAUAUUUUACAACACAAUAUUAACAUUCAUGCCGCUGAUUCAAAGAAAAAAAGGCUAACACGUCUAUGCGAAACACGUUUCGUUGAAAGACACAACAGUGUGUUAACAUUUGCGGAGCUAUUGCAUCCUAUUGUUGUAAGCUUAGAAGAAAUAUCACAGACACCCCAGAAAAUAUCUUCUUCAGCAGCAAGCUUCUUGGCUACAGUUGGAAAAAGUGACUUCAUCGUGAGCCUGUUUGUGUGUGAAAAACUCUUUAGCCUUACUUUGCCCCUGUCUGUAUCACUUCAGGAAAAAAAUCUAGAUAUGGUGUCUACUAUUAACCAUGCAGAAACAUUAUUGGAGUCUUUGAAAUCUAUGAGAAAUAAUGCAAUGAAUGAUUUUAGAGACAUGUUUACUUCAGCUGAAACACUAAGUCGGGAAAUAUUUGAGUGUCCAUUGGCAAUUCCCAGACUGAUUUCACGUCAGCCACAUCGUUCAAAUCCAGAGACUAAUUCAAUUAAAGAUUAUUUCAGAGUAACAAUGUACAUACCAUGUGUUGACUCACUUAUUCAAAAUUUAACAGAAAGGUUUUUAGCGAAUGAAGACAUUUUAUCUAGUUUUCAAAUCCUCCUUCCGGGAUUUACAAGUCCUGAAAAAGUAAAUCUGUUGGAAAAUCUAACUCAAUAUUUUGAGGGGAAUCUAUCUCUAGCUGCUGUAAAAGCUGAGUAUAUACUGUGGUGUAACAGUACAAAAGGAGAACUGAAAAAGGAGACUGAAGUUUUGAAAGUUCUUGAACUAUGUGACAAAACGUACUACCGGACAAUACAUUACCUCCUGACGGUAUUAGCUACUAUGCCAGUGACCACUUGCAGUGUGGAAAGGACUUUUUCAACAAUGAAAAGGGUGAAAAGUGUUCACAGAAGUUUAAUGUCAGAUAAAAAGUUGAGCGCACUAGUUAUGGUAGCCACUCAUCGAGAUAUAAAUAUAAAACCCGAUCAUAUAAUUGACAAAAUGGCAGGCGCGAAGAAAAGGAGACUGCUACUAUAA
Messenger RNA from Diabrotica balteata, 6954 nucleotides. The record is from the annotation of a GenBank genome assembly. NCBI's taxonomy places the organism in Eukaryota, Metazoa, Arthropoda, Insecta, Coleoptera, Chrysomelidae.